AUGGAUUUCUCUGACCUUGUUCCUGAGCACCUAAAUCCUGAAUAUAUUCCUCGUUCACCGCUUGGAGUUAAAUUUGGUCCCCCGACCCGCAAAGAGUUCUACGAUGAGUCGUCAGAUGUGGAUGAGAAUGAACCAUUGAUGCAAUGGGAGAACAAGAAGAAUCUCCCCAUGUAUCCCGUCCUCCCCGAAUCUUGGAAGGACCUGGGGCCGCUCCCGCCCGUCGCAGGGCCCAAAAUUCAGCCUUUUGACUUCGGCGAUGAUGAUUCUAUCGAGUUUCUCGAAGUAAUUGCUGACGCCAACAAAUGCUGUACCUCCAUUGUCAUGAAAGUUAAGAUCGGAGCACGUAUCUAUGCCCUAAAGCUGUUUAAAUUCUUUUCUCCCAGCCUGCUGGGACCUCACGGCAUAGACUGGGGUGACUGCCACAACCGCAAAUACGAGGACUUUUAUUAUUGGCUGUGGUGCGAUGAUCCCUUUGGCGCCGAGUGUCGCGUGUAUGGCCGGCUUAAAGAGGCUGGCCGCGAAGAUCUGGCAGCCAAAUGUUAUGGAUAUCUGCUGCUCAAGAAGGAAUACGAGAUCCUUCUGGAGCAGAAAUUUGGUCUCAUACCCUCAACAUGGGAUGGGAUGGAUACUUUGUACGAGAGAGCUAAGAUAGGCCGUGCUUUUGCCCAGAAGGAUGGGCAGUACCGCCCUAUCCGAGGUAUUGUCAAGGAACUGCUUGUUGGAAGUGACAAGUUUGAGCCAGCUAAUCGGGAUGGAAUGCUCCGAGAUAUCCUCGGUCUUCACGAGCUUGGUAUCAUUCACGGCGACGUGAAAGCGGAUGCAUGGGUCGGCGGCCGUUUGUGCGAUUUCAGUCAAUCUACCACAAGCCCCCACGGCGCAAUUAAUCCCGAGUUCACCAAUAACCCGAAGCUUGGUAAGCGAAUUCAAAGCCAAAAGGUCACGCCAAACGAAUAA
Molecule: messenger RNA, 954 nt
Organism: Phaeoacremonium minimum UCRPA7
Lineage: Eukaryota; Fungi; Ascomycota; Sordariomycetes; Togniniales; Togniniaceae
Exons: 3
Coding region: 1-954 (317 amino acids)
Source: RefSeq, a predicted model, not a curated record